Williopsis jadinii is the source of this 1845-nucleotide messenger RNA. RefSeq names its product FG-nucleoporin ASM4 (gene ASM4). Lineage: Eukaryota; Fungi; Ascomycota; Saccharomycetes; Phaffomycetales; Wickerhamomycetaceae. Gene Ontology annotation, molecular function: single-stranded DNA binding; phospholipid binding; structural constituent of nuclear pore. The transcript has a single exon. Gene Ontology annotation, biological process: nuclear pore organization; regulation of DNA-templated transcription; NLS-bearing protein import into nucleus. The record is from RefSeq and is a predicted model, not a curated record. Gene Ontology annotation, cellular component: nuclear pore nuclear basket; nuclear membrane; nuclear pore central transport channel. Bases 23 to 1441 code for a protein of 472 amino acids.
UCGGGUUAUUUGGCCUCUAACGAUGUUCACCACACUCAAUAAGCGGGACUUUGACACGAAGGCUUCAGAUGACUCCGCUCGUGGCGGGUUUAACCUGAAGAUCAGGGCGUUGGGGCUCGGUGAUAGAUCUUCUGAUGAUCUGAACAACAACUCUCCAAAUAGAAGAACUCCCACGCACAAGCAAUCAAUUGACCUUGGGUUUGACUCCACAAACCUGUCGUUGGCUGCUAUAAACGAGAAGACGAAUGGGUCGUCUGUUGGAGGGCCGCAGAGGACCCAGCCUGGCUGGUGUAAUAACCCCAAGAGAAGAAGCACUCCUGGGAGAGCACUGAAGAGAGAAACAAAUAACGAUUUGGAGAGCGACUCCAUUUUUUUGACAAAGACUAAGUCCACUGAAGCCAACGAUGGUGCUACAGGGUUCAAGAACAGCCUGACGUUUGGAACGAGAAGAAAUAACACUGAAAACUCAUCCCAUGUGAAUGCUUUCUCUGAUGAUUUACCACCUUCAAAGACCAUUAUGGAUCUGCAACGUGAGGAUUAUACUGAUUGUUAUCUGGCUCCACAGCAACAGCAACACCAGGGGCAACAGCUACAGCAGCAGAACCUGCAGCAGCAACAGCAGGGGCAACAACUACAGGUGGGUAAUACCUCUCUGUUGAGUGUGAAAGGUGGUGACGAUUCAGGUAUCUUUGGUAUUAGUUCCAACUCCCCAGCUUUUCAACGUUCAAAGAACGUUCUUCCAGAUCAUUUGUUUGAAACUGGAGAUAAGAAGUCCCCAAUUGGGUCUAAUGGGAUCAGACCACAACAGCAGACGUUAAAUGGCGACUCCACAAGAUCACACACAGGCCAAACAAAUGGUGAAUCCGCAGUAUUGGUGUUUGGAUAUUCUGAAUCCAUUGCAAAUGAAGUAAUUGCACAUUUUGCCAAGUUUGGUAAUGUCCUGGAGGAUUUUGAAGCCACUAGAACAAGCGUCAUUUUCCACAAGAAGCUAAGCGACACUCCAAGAAAGAGUUAUCCAAUAUUCACCGGCAGUGGAUGGGUUAAGUUGACCUAUGACAACAAGGCAUCUGCCAUCCGUGCACUCGAAGAGAAUGGAUCCGUGUUCCAUGGCUCUAUGAUUGGGUGCGUCCCAUACUCCAAAGACGCUGUUGAGAACAUUGCAUCGGUAUCGAUUAGCAACAGCUCAAACGUGGGGGAGACUGACAUAUCGUUGCAGACAGGUGCUCAUCACGACGAAGAGCCAAUGCUGAAGUUUGCCUCUAAUUCCCACAAGAUCAAUCUAAAGACAGAUGAUAAGAUCUUUGUCAAGCCUAAGAGUGCCAAACUGGGCCUCUACAAGUCCAAGGAUUUGAAACAGCACCAACUACAACAACAGUCACAACAGGGAAACUCAUUGGUUAAUAAAGUUAACAAUUGGCUAUUUGGGUGGGAAGAUUUAUGAUUUCAUUGCCUAGUACUAUACUUCCUCGAUAAUGGUGAUUGUUGAUGAUGUAAUGCAUACGAAUUUCUAGUUCUGGCACUAGGUGUAUACAAUGAUCUUCGCAAAUCUGUAGGCUUGGUAGCUGAUCUCUUCACGGGUGUAAACUCACCAUCGCUGAAUAGCUCAACGCUCUCGUUACCCUUGAGAUCAUGUGUCUUGAACACCUUUUCCGUUCUUCCAGGUGUAUAGUAUUGGACUGAUCCAAUCUCAUCGUCGUAAGGACCUCUUGUAGCAUCAACUGCCACUUCUCUUCUGGCCACUGACAGCUUUGGUCUCACGAAUUUGCGUUCGUAUUCAUCAAAUGUCUCUUGGAACAGGACUUGUUUAUCCUCCAUCAGCACCAGAUAGCCUCUGAUAAUCACCAG